AUGGAAGACUCUGAAAGAAAUAGUGCAGGAGACUGGGAGUUGGAGGAUUCCACCAGCGAAAAGCCGCCCUACAAGCUCCCGGCGAGGAUAUCCAGGAUGCUUUACCCGUUCCAGCUCCAGGGGCUCAGAUGGCUUUGGUUUCUGCACUGCAGGGGGACCGGUGGCAUUCUCGGGGAUGAUAUGGGGCUGGGGAAGACCAUUCAGGUUUCUGCCUUCCUUGCCGGAUUGUUCCAUUCGGGUUUAAUCAGGAGAGUGUUGGUUGUUGUUCCAAAGACACUUGUGACUCACUGGAUCAGAGAACUUACACUUGUUGACCUCGAAAGCAACAUCAGGGACUGCUCUUGUCCCGACGUAAAUGUUCGCAAGUCUGAGCUCCAGUACGCAUUCAAGGAGGGUGGUGUCCUAUUGACAACAUAUGACAUUGUCUGGAAAUAUUACAACACGAUAAGAGGUGACUUCUACCAUGACGUCGGUGACGAUGAGGAGGGGAACUUAUGGAACUAUGUUGUUCUCGACGAGGCACAUUUAAUCAAAAACCCCAAGACACAAAGAUUCCAAAGAAUAUCUGAAAUACCGUGUGUCCAUCGGAUUGCCAUCAGUGGAACACCUAUACAAAAUAACUUGGAGGAAAUGUGGGCUCUUUUCUAUUUCUGUUGUCCGGAAGUCCUGGGUGAUAGGGAUGAGUUUAGAGAAAGGUAUGAAAAUUAUAUCAAUCGAGGAAAUGAAAAGGAUGCCACCAAUCCAGAGAAGCACAUAGGCUCAAACGUAGCCAAGGAAUUAAGAGAACUGAUAAAGCCUUAUUUCUUGCGUCGUAUGAAAGAUGAAGUGUACUUUGCUACUAGCUUGACAAAUGAGAAUACGCUUCCUAAGAAAAAUGAGCUAAUCAUCUGGCUGAAAUUAACAGAUUACCAGAGGAAACUAUAUGAAGGUUUUCUGAACAGUCAUAUAUUUAAUAAAAUGCGACCUCGCUUGCUGGACAUCACUAUAUUGAAGAACAUAUGUGAUCACCCAGACCCACUGAUAUUGAAAAAAGUUGCUGCUGAGGGCACCUUGGAAGGCAUGGAAGAUAUGGAUGGAAAAUUAAAUGGUCAUGAUAUGGCGAGGCUCAAAAACAUGGCCUUGAACGUUGCUGGUUAUGAUGAUGAUGCACUGCAAGUUGGCCAGCUGGAAGUCUCAUGCAAAUUAUCUUUCAUCAUGUCCUUGUUGAAAAAUCUUCUUGAAGAGGGACAUCAUGUUCUAAUUUUUUCUCAGACUCGCAAAAUGCUAAACAUUGUUCAGGAAGCUAUAUCAUUAAAGGGCUACAGGUUUUUUCGCAUCGAUGGUACCACCAAGAUUUCAGCAAGGGAAAGGAUUGUGAAGGUUCUUGUUCCCAUUUCACAAUAUUCUUAUGCCGUGGGUUUCCAAGAGGAUUUUGGAACUCAAAUAUUUUUACUGACUACCAAAGUCGGUGGUCUUGGACUUACACUCACCAAGGCAGAUCGUGUCAUAGUAGUUGGUCCUGAUUGGAAUCCAAGUAUUGACAAUCAAAGUGUCGAUCGUGCCUAUCGAAUAGGACAGACAAAAGAUGUGAUUGUAUACCGCUUGAUGACGGCUGGAACCAUCGAAGAAAAGAUAUAUAGAACGCAGAUUUUCAAGUGGGGUUUGUUUAGGACAGCGACUGAGCAGAAAGAACAAACACGCUACUUCAACCAGAGGGACAUUCAGGAGCUUCUCAGUCUGCCAGCACAAGGUUUCGAUGUUUCCUCCACGCAGAAGCAAUUGCAAACAGAGCAUGAACAGCAGCUUGACAUGUAA
Molecule: messenger RNA, 1794 nt
Organism: Triticum aestivum (bread wheat)
Lineage: Eukaryota; Viridiplantae; Streptophyta; Magnoliopsida; Poales; Poaceae
Product: SNF2 domain-containing protein ENL1
Exons: 15
Coding region: 1-1794 (597 amino acids)
Molecular function (GO): ATP binding; DNA translocase activity
Source: RefSeq, a predicted model, not a curated record